CUUUAUUUUUACUAAAUGGAAGCAGCAACUUCAUCCAGGAUGCAGAGGAGGAGGAGGAAGAGCAGGGGGCGGAGUCAGUCCCUGGGGAUAAAACUCUCCACAGAGAAUCAGACGCUCAGAGUCAACCGAGCCGGCAGAGCAGAGACAACCAACCAGAACGGACCAGAACCGACGGGUCACAACUCCUCCUCCUGCAGCGCCUCGCUCCAGGUCAGGAUGACUUCCCUUCUCGUGCCGCUCCUCUUCCUGUCGCCAGUGGUUUUCAUCAUGGCGGCUCCAGAACCAGCCGGCUGUAAGAUCCGGAUCACUGAUAAAGGCCUGGAGCUGUUAAAGCUUGAAACUCAGAGGUUUGUGGAAGAGGAGCUCAGUAACAUCAGCAUGCCGGAGAUGAAGGGGACUGAGGGCCGGUUCCAGUACACCAUCACAGACGUGAAGAUCACAGAACUGAACCUGAGCCAUGCGGACCUGCAGUUCCUCCCAGACGUCGGUCUGCUGUUCGACGUUCAGAACUCGUCCAUCGCUCUGAGCUUCCAGCGCCGGAUCCUCUACUGGUUCUUCUACGACACGGGGAACAUCAACGCAUCUGCCGACGGCGUGAACAUCAACACGGCCGUGAACCUGAUCCGAGACGAUGGAGGGCGGCUGAAGAUCAACAACAUCAGCUGUGACGCAAAGAUCAAGAAAAUGAGGGCAGAGUUCAGCGGGACGCUCGGGAAAGUUUAUGACUUCCUGGCCCGAUUUCUGACCACCGGGAUGCGAUUCUUCCUCAACCAACGGAUCUGCCCGGCGCUGAACCACGCUGCUCUGGUUCACGUGAACGCCAUGUUGGAGACGAUCCCGGUGCGGAGCGAAGUGGAUAACUACAUCGGGAUCGACUACUCUCUGAUCAGCGAUCCUGUGGUGACGUCGCGGAGCCUCGACAUGAACUUCAGGGGGAUGUUCUUUGACCUGUCCAACCAGAACCAGCCGCUGGUGAACUACGCGGUGGAGCCGGUCAUCAGGGAGUACGACCGCAUGGUCUACCUCGCUCUGUCUGAGUUCUUCUUCGACAGCGGGAUGUUCGCCUACUACUCUGCUGGGAUCUUCCAAAUGCACAUCGUCAACGAGAAGAUGCCCAAAGAUCUGGAGGUGUUGCUGAGGACGACGUACUUUGGAACCAUCAUGAUGAUGAACCCAGCUCUGGUGGAUGCACCACUGUCGCUGCAGCUUGCUGUCAACUCGCCCCCAAAAACCUCCAUCAAAACGUCCGGGGCCACCGUUGUCAUGACAGCCAUCGUCAAGGUGAUGGUUCUGCCUCCAGGCCAACCUCCGGUCCAGCUCAGCAGUAUGACCAUGGAAGCUAAGUUUAAUGCAAAAGUCUCCAUGAGAGGAAAACGUCUGGCUGUGCGUGCUGAUCUACGCAGGUUUAAGAUCUUCUCCAACCAGUCAGCUCUGGAGUCUCUGGCUCUGAUUCCUCUGCAGGCUCCUCUGAAGACCAUGCUGCAGAUGUCUGUGGUUCCUCUCAUCAACAACUGGACCAAGAGGGGAGUCCGGAUUCCGCUGGCUGAUGGGAUGGAUUUCGUCGAGGAGGUGGUGGAGUAUCACAAUGUGUGUUCACCUCUGAUGUUUGCAGAGUUUUACAUCCAUUUGUUUUUAUGCUUUACAAACAUCCAGCUUCUCUGGAACUGAUGAAUCUUUAAAGGUGACGCUUCCUUUAACAGGUUAGGACCGGUCUGUGAUCUAUACAAAACAUGUUCAUUACAUUUUUUGCACAAAAUCAAUCAGAUUUUAUUCUGGUCAGCUCUAGAAAUUAAACCUCUUUCAUAUUGAGCUGUU
Messenger RNA from Poecilia latipinna (sailfin molly), 1815 nucleotides. RefSeq names its product phospholipid transfer protein (gene pltp). The coding region runs from base 16 to 1668 and encodes 550 amino acids. Gene Ontology annotation, biological process: phospholipid transport; ceramide transport; high-density lipoprotein particle remodeling. The transcript has 14 exons. Lineage: Eukaryota; Metazoa; Chordata; Actinopteri; Cyprinodontiformes; Poeciliidae. Gene Ontology annotation, molecular function: lipid binding; phosphatidic acid transfer activity; phosphatidylethanolamine transfer activity. The record is from RefSeq and is a predicted model, not a curated record.